ACGGGACCCUGAAGGCGUCGUCGCAUUUCGCUUACUGCACUGAACACCGCUAUUUCAACAACCAUGACCCCGCUGCAUGCCACACUGGCCUCACAACAUCGUGCUAUGACAGGCCGGUCUUGGAGAUGAUACGAUAAACCGUCUGAUGUCUGGAGUCUUGCCAUUACCACUCUCGACCACUGGAAUACGGGACUUGUCUGGCGAUAUGGACUCGAACAACGCCGCCUGGUCUGAUGGGCUUACCGGUGGCUUAUCUGACUUUGAACAAGCGCUUGGGACUAGAGCACCUGGAGAGGAUUGGGAAGAUUGGUUGAGAUGGGAUCCCGCCAUCGAGUCUACAUCUCCUGGAGACGGCACCUUCAACUCAGGCUCUAGUAAGAACGAUUCGCCUUUACAACACGCUGCUCUACCGCUGGGCGGGAACGACAGCUUUGGCAAAGGCUUCAUCGAUGAUACCUUGGCACCGCCGCUGGUUGUUGGUGAAGAUCUGUUGGACUUCAAUCGGAACUUGGCGGCCAACAACAACGAACCCUUCGUAUUUGGUGGCAGCAACACCGACUUCGAUUUCGGCACGCCGGCAUAUCCACACACGGUGCCGGAGGUACCAAAGAUCGAUACUUCCUGGCCCGCGGCACUAUAUGCACAGCCGCAGAAUGUCACAUUGUCAGCACUAUCUAACGAGUUUACCAUACCAACGGCAAGCACUCUCUCCUCGAAGACGCUAAGUCCGGGCGAUGGGCCCUAUCCAGCAACUCAACCGCGGGCAAGCACCUCGUCCAAGUCAUCUUCUGACUCCCCAGAGGCGGGCCCCAAGAAGGGUGGGGGCCGCAAGCGCAAGAUUGAAGUUGAGGAGGAAGAGCGAGCCAUGAACGGCGACUCUGGUGACGGAGACGAACCACCUGUAAAGAAGUCAUCCCACAACGUCAUUGAAAAGCGGUAUCGUAACAACCUUCAAGACAAAAUCGCGGAGUUGAAAGAGGCCGUGCCUAGUCUACGCGCUAUGCGCCGUGCUAACUGCGGCGAGGACGCCGAAGAUUUAGAAGGCUUGACUGCAGCCCACAAGCUAAACAAGGCAACGGUGAUGGGCAAGGCAACAGAGUACAUCAAGCAUCUGGAAAAGCGCAACAAAAACAUGGCGGAUGAGAUGGCCUCGCUUAAGGCGCGCUUGGCUGCUGUCGAAGCGGCAAUCGGAAAGUCGCGGGACAGGCAGGCCAGCAUGAGCAGCAGUCCGCCAACGACCGCUGCACGACCAAGACAGCCUUCAUCAUCUGCGCAGAACGGUGCGCCGAGCUUCCUAAGCCUACCACAAGAACAAGCAAGGUAUGGCCAAACGGUCAUACCACAGCAGUAUAUGCAGCAACAGCCGCCACCUGCAUACGCGAGACCGCCAAAUCCACCCGCCGCGGCCCAGAAUCAGCCUCAGUAUGUGUACGGCCGAGGUGGCGGAGUCAUGAACAAGGUCAUGAUGGGUGCCAUGGCAAGCAUCAUGGUUAUGGAAGGUUUCAGUGAGCAACAAGACAGUGAUGCCAAGCAGCUCUUCGCGGUGCCAACACUACUCAGACGCAGCUUUGGAACAUCACCGCCAUCAUCGCCUGCCGCAUUCGCACGCCAGGCAGGCGUCCCCUUGCUGAAGCUUGUUUGCGUCAUAGGCGCAGUGCUAUACUUUGUGGUGCCACUUUUAGCUUGGAAGCCACGCCGAAAGCAAAGAACCCGCCCUGCCGUCCGUUUACCUCAGGUGCCGUCAUUGGCCUCGCCGGUCGAAGUUCGCCGCAAAGCGUGGCUUACUGCAAUGCAGACGGUGUACGUGCCAAAGCAUUUCCUGCUGGAAGUCGUCGCCGUGGCGUGGAAGAUGUUUAGCCUCAGCCUUCGUCGAUUGGUGGGUACGGAGGCUUGGAAUUCGAUCACCGGCACAAAAGAAGAGGAAGAAGCUGCCCGAGUCAAGGCUUGGGACAUCGCUAUAGAUGCUCAACUUGCCGGCGGUGACGCAGAAGUGAGCUACUAUCGCCUGCUGUUGACGUUGAUGGCCAGUGGCACUUUGCCAGACAGCCCAACAAGGCUCAUGCAGAAGGCCGUACACUUCCGUGUUUUCUUCUGGGAAGUCGCAAAUGCCGGCUACGGCAACAUGGUUGGCUUCAAGACCUUCACAGAAAAGGUCGGCAAGAUCUACUGGGACUCGGCGCGGAAGUUGCAGAAGGAGCUUUUGGACGCUCAAGCUCAGGGAAGGCCGUCGCAUGAUGACGGGAUCGAGGUGCUUCCCGACCAUCUCGCAAGCCUUGUUAAGCUGGAGUGCGACGAUGUGCUCAGUGACGAGAUGAUCCAGCGUGCAUGGAACCUAGCUUGGGACAAGCCGAGCGCUUACAACACCACAGCAAAUGUGGCCAGAGACAGCGUAAUCGAAGACCAUGCCAUCCGCUCACCGCUUGAUGCGGUGGCAGCUUGGUACGCCAACCUGACGAUUGAUGACACAUUACUUGAUAUGUUGAGCGAGCAUCCUUCCAGUCUGGACACAGAAUACUAUCUUGGCCUUGCGGCCAGCGUGGCUCCUCCAGCUUCCGCCACACAGAUGCGUGCCCUCGCUGCGAAAGCAGUUUUAUCGAACAGUCACCGCGACGCGAAUAUCAUUGCUGCACUCGAGACCUUUCCGGUCACGUCACCAGGCUCGGACGGCAUGAAUCUCGUCUGCCACGCCCCGGCAGCGGCGGACGUCCAUGUCGCACUCACUCUCGCUAAGCUCCUUUCACUCCUCGCGUCCAAUACUUCCUCCACAGCCCACGUCCGCGCAUAUAGCACGAUCGCGAGCAUGCACAUCCCCGCGGACAGCUUCACGCUGCUGACGGCGGUGGCGACCUAUCGUCUGCUACGCGUUACGAGUAAUGACCGGCACCUUCCGUACGCGGCUGCACAAGGCUUGGAGGACUUUGCUGCGAAUUUGAGAUUGUGGGUUGGUACGUCUGAGGGCUAUAGAGCGGGACUCUCGCCUGCGGAUAGUGGAAGAGUGGUGGAGCUUUGUCUGGGUAUGGCGAAGAAGGUUGGCGGGUGGAAUGGAAGGGAUAGCGGGUACACUUCUUUGGCGGCGAGCCCGAUACGGGCCUUUGCGGAGGUUGGUGCGUUCUAGUUACUCUUUCAACAGUGCUGUAUGCCGUUCAAAGAGCGAUCGUUGACAUCCUGAGGAAGAGGCAUUGUACGCCUUGUCACUCUGCGUUUGCUACUGAUAGUAUAGGUACGAGAACGAACCCGCCAGGACAGUCACGAC
This is a messenger RNA of Baudoinia panamericana UAMH 10762, 3253 nucleotides long. RefSeq lists its product as uncharacterized. Gene Ontology annotation, molecular function: protein dimerization activity. The transcript has a single exon. The coding region runs from base 206 to 3115 and encodes 969 amino acids. The record is from RefSeq and is a predicted model, not a curated record. Lineage: Eukaryota; Fungi; Ascomycota; Dothideomycetes; Mycosphaerellales; Teratosphaeriaceae. Gene Ontology annotation, biological process: positive regulation of transcription by RNA polymerase II; SREBP signaling pathway.